Molecule: messenger RNA, 933 nt
Organism: Rotaria sordida
Lineage: Eukaryota; Metazoa; Rotifera; Eurotatoria; Philodinida; Philodinidae
Source: the annotation of a GenBank genome assembly
AUGCUAAAUUUAAUUGAAACAGGUUUAAAUGAAUGUACAUUAAUUGGUGAAAGAGGUGAUAUUGAAAAUGAAAUAAAUUUAAAUGAAAAUAAAGAUAUUGUUUUCGAAAGAAAUGAUGAUAAACAAAUUGAUUUUGAUAAUAUUAAAUUAAAACCAUUAAAAAUAACUACUACAUUAAUAACAAAUAAAUUAACAGAUACUUUUAAUCGUUUAACAUCAUCAUCAUCAAUAUCAAUAACAAUAAAUAAUAUUAACAAUAAUUAUUCAAUUGAUCAAUAUCAAUUUUCAUAUGAUUUAUUUAAAAAAAAUAAUCUUCUUCAUCUGUAUAUAUCAAUAUAUAGUCUUGAUAUAAUUAAUAAUCGAAAUAUAAAUUCAUAUUUAAUUAGUAGAAAUGUCCAAUUCGAAGAAGAAAUACAUCGUUUAUUUAAAAUUUAUCUAUUAUCAUUAUUAUGUGUAGCUCGAACUCUUAAUGAUGAAGCAAUUAAUAAUUUUAAUCGAUUAUUUGUUAAAUCAUUUCAAUCAACAGAUGCAUUCCAUUUAUGGCAAUCAAAAGGACCUUAUCUAUAUAUUGAUGAAAUUCUUUCACGACAUCCACAAGCAGGACAACUUAAUGUAACUGAUGUUAAAUUACGUUUUGCUCAGUAUGUAUUUAUUUAUUUAUUUCCUAAAAUAAAAUAUUGUUUUAAAAGUGUUCUUGAUGAUAUUGAAACUGGUAGAAAAUUAAAAGGUGCAUUUGAAGAUACAUCUCAAUUUAUGAGUGAAAAAUUUCGAGCAGCAACAAAAGUACCUGGACAAGCAAAAAAUUCUAUAUUUACUUCAGUUAUUGCAACAUUUAAUCAAGGUAAACAAUGGUUAUCAAAAGGUCAAUCAUUAUCUAAAGCCAUCGACACAUUAGAAGACCCGGGGUCUUCUAUUCUGUCUUAUCAUUCAUAA